Dovyalis caffra is the source of this 262-nucleotide messenger RNA. Lineage: Eukaryota; Viridiplantae; Streptophyta; Magnoliopsida; Malpighiales; Salicaceae. The record is from the annotation of a GenBank genome assembly.
AUGAAUAAAAAGACCACAGUUUUGUAUAAAAAAACAAAGCUAAAAAAGGAUGAUUUUUCUUAUCUUUUUAAACUACAAGCAAAUGGUGGCUCCAUAGACAGAGUCAGAAGGAACCCAGAAUCAACUUCUAGAGAGAAGCUGGAUGUGAUUAAAGAAGAGAGAGAGAGGGAGUCGGUUGGGCGGGUCCCACUUACUCAUGGGGUGGUGUCCGUCCGUGACAAAGCCGUAUGGUAUGGUCCUCUUCCGUAUACGGUCUGCCCCC